Messenger RNA from Gekko japonicus, 728 nucleotides. RefSeq names its product BUD31 homolog (gene BUD31). Gene Ontology annotation, cellular component: spliceosomal complex; nucleus. Gene Ontology annotation, biological process: mRNA splicing, via spliceosome. Lineage: Eukaryota; Metazoa; Chordata; Lepidosauria; Squamata; Gekkonidae. The record is from RefSeq and is a predicted model, not a curated record. Bases 85 to 519 code for a protein of 144 amino acids. The transcript is spliced from 6 exons.
GAGCGUCGUUAGAGGAGGAUCGUCACAGGGCCACAGACUGAGAAGAACAGCUGGUGAAAAAGGCCGUUCCUUUUUCCUCUUGAGAUGCCCAAGGUGAAAAGGAGCAGAAAACCUCCACCGGACGGUUGGGAAUUGAUUGAACCAACCUUAGAUGAGCUGGACCAGAAGAUGAGAGAAGCUGAGACAGAGCCACACGAAGGGAAGAGGAAAGUGGAAUCCCUCUGGCCCAUUUUCAGAAUCCAUCACCAGAAAACACGUUACAUCUUCGAUCUCUUUUACAAGAGAAAAGCCAUUAGUAGAGAACUGUACGAGUACUGCAUCAAAGAAGGAUACGCUGACAAAAACCUGAUUGCAAAGUGGAAGAAACAGGGCUACGAAAACCUCUGCUGCCUGCGCUGCAUCCAGACGCGGGACACCAACUUCGGCACGAACUGCAUCUGCCGGGUUCCCAAAAGCAAGCUGGAAGUGGGAAGGAUCAUCGAAUGCACGCACUGCGGAUGCAGAGGCUGCUCCGGAUGAAGCCUCUUCUCCAGUGAUGCCCUCUCCCCGUUUGUGGGGCUGCUGACUCUGCAUCAGUGACUGUUCUUAAGAGCGCUACUUCGCCUUCCAUAAACCCCGACGGUGAGCGGAUCUUCUUAGACGCCGGAUGACGCGGCCGUGACGUGCUAGUCCAUUCUCUGUGAUCAUUUUAUUUUAAAAUAAAGCCUCGCCUACCGUACGUGUGUGGC